Messenger RNA from Fusarium odoratissimum NRRL 54006, 354 nucleotides. RefSeq lists its product as uncharacterized. Lineage: Eukaryota; Fungi; Ascomycota; Sordariomycetes; Hypocreales; Nectriaceae. The record is from RefSeq and is a predicted model, not a curated record. The transcript has 3 exons. Bases 1 to 354 code for a protein of 117 amino acids.
AUGACGGAUGUUCAACAGCAUGUGAUGAGAAAUUCCUACCUAAACCGUACCCUUUGCAUUUGUGGCAUGAAAGCCUGCGGAAAGUCGGUUCUCAUUAAAUCCAUUGCCCAGAAACUUGGAGAACAAUGCCAGAUCAACUUGCACUUUUCGUUCUGGUCAGGCAACGAAAACCAACGGAAACUAGAGGACCUCUUGAGGACCCUGGUGUGGCAAAUUUCAAGGCGUAUUAAAGAGACUGAUCUUGAGAAAGUGUUCAAGUUGUUGACCAGAAGUAAGGGCAUCGAUAAGCGGAGCCUUGUCGAGGCAAUCCACGUUGCUUUAUCUGGUAUCAGCCAGAAGGCCCAUGACGGGUGA